AACAAAACAGAUUCCUUUGAGACUUAGCUCCAGCGGAGUCUUGACCAUUGAUUGUAAUAAAGGUGUGCUUCAAAACGUUUUGUAAUUUCUUCUUUGCUUCUUUGUUCAUUAAAGACCGACGAAAAUAAUAUGGAAGAGUGUGAGACUGCAGUGAAAGCCCAAGACUGUGUCAGUACCAUAAUCAACAAUAAGGAACAUGUCCAAGACGAUGAACCAACAAAGUCUCAUUUUAUAUGCGGCGUUAUAGAGGGAUUCUAUGGCCGUCCCUGGACGACGGAACAAAGAAAAGAUUUGUUUCGGAAGCUCAAAAAGUGGGGUAUGGAUUCUUACGUGUAUGCCCCAAAGGAUGAUUACAAACAUAGGGCUUACUGGCGCGAAUUGUACACUGUAGAAGAGGCUGACCACUUAUCGGGUUUAAUAUCAGCGGCCAAGGAUCAAGGAAUAACUUUUUACUACGCUUUAUCUCCUGGUUUGGACAUGUCUUACAGUAGCCAAAAAGAAUUGCAGACCUUAAAACGUAAAUUAGAUCAAGUCUCUCAAUUUGGUUGUGAAGCUUUUGCACUUCUUUUCGAUGACAUUGAAUCAGAGUUGUCCAAAGGAGAUAAAGAAGUCUACCAAACGUUUGCAAAUGCUCAGGUUUCGGUUACCAAUGAAAUCUACACGCAUCUGGGCAAUCCUCGUUUUCUCUUUUGUCCCACCCAAUAUUGUGCCUCAAGGGCAGUACCUUCUGUUCAUGACUCCGAAUAUUUGAAUACAUUAGGUUCCAAACUCAACCUCGAUAUCGACAUUAUGUGGACCGGUGACAAAGUGAUAUCAAAAAUUAUUUCUGUAGAAUCUAUACAAGAGAUUACGGAGAUACUAAGACGACCCCCUGUCAUCUGGGACAAUUUGCAUGCCAAUGAUUACGAUCAGAAGAGAGUGUUUUUGGGUCCAUAUUCUGGUCGUUCACCCGAACUGAUUCCCCAUUUGCGUGGAGUUAUGACUAACCCCAACUGUGAAUUCCAUGCUAAUACCAUAGCAAUUCAUACAUUAGCAAACUGGUCUAGAUGCAGUUUGGAUUCAAGAGUAAACAGUUCCAUAUCAGCUGACAUCAGACUUGAAACAGAAAACGAAGAUGAAAUUGGUUCUGAGGAUUUGCCAGUGGACUGCUGUCUAUCAAAAAACAUAUAUCAUCCUCGCAUUGCUUUAAAAAAUGCCAUAAGUGAAUGGUUGCCAGAAUUUUUCAUCGAAAAGGAAGCUUGGGGUCCUAUAACAAAGCCACAACCUCAAGUGACACUUGUUAUGCCCAUCAUACCCAUAAUUCCUUCCAUUAAUACUUGCAUGAGUUUAACAACUACAACCACAACGUCGACAAAUGCAAAGACCAACGUACCACAAGUUAACACCACCCAAUUGCAAGCAUUGGCCGAAGUUUGCACCGUCAAUUCUUCGUCCGUUAAUCCCAUAUCAAAUGCAGUUAUGAAUUCUUUGGUUUCGCCCACCAAGGUGGUGACCAACGAAGAUAUUAUCAAUCCUAUAACCAACUCUGCAGCUUCUAAUAUAGAACUGCCCAAAAAGAUACCAAUUUCUAUUGUUUCUGUGCCUAUCAUGGACUCGAAGGAGGUAAACAGCGAUAGUGAUGACAUGCGUGACGUUGAUGAUGUUUCGCAACCACCAAAAACCCAAAGGGAACUACCGGUGAAACCGGAAGCUUCUCCCAACGGCGAUGAUAAAGAAAUGUUUCUCAAAGUCCAGGAGACUAUAAAAAAUGAUGAUAAUUUGGAAGGAGAUGUGAAGAAUGAAAGAUCUGGUCUGUCCAUAGAAGCAAUGGGCGAAGACAAUAACCUAAACCUUAGUCCAGGCAGCAACUGCAAUGAACCAAUGGAGUGCAGUAGUAGUUUAACCUCGCAAAUAUCUCCAAAAGAUGAUGUCAGUAAAUCGGUCGGGGUCACUACCAACGAAGAUGUUGUUAUGGCCGAUACAAGUUCCAACAGUGACAACAUAAAUAAUACCAUGCAAGUUGAAAGUGUGGAAUCAUCCCCAAUAUCAAUUGCCGAAAUGACUGAAGUUGAGAAAUCAUCCAUGGUGGAAUCCUCAAAAAUCAAUGCUCACGAUUUGUAUCUGCUGUGUGACUUAUUCUAUUUGCCUUUCGAGCAUGGUUUUCGCGGUUACAAACUUCUGAAUGAAUUCAAUUGGCUGAAAGCAAAUGCUCACGUUUUACUGGAGGGUAAAUCUGCCAAAGGCACUCCAGUAAACGAAAAUCCCACAAAACCUGAGGUGGCUGAAUGGCUGCAGCGAGCUGAAUACUUUUCGACAUUGUGCAAAUCGGUUUAUCAACUGUUGCAAAAGAUUGCGGUGUGUGACAACAAGGAGAUAUGUCACGAUCUCUUCGCCUAUGUGUGGGAUAUGCAUUACGCAUUGUCGCUUUUGGAUGCUUUUGUUAAAUGGCUCAGUAUGGGACACUUUCCAAGCAACGUCUUCGGUUACACACAAGGAAGUUAUACAUGGUUUAGCAAAGGCUGGAAAGAGGCAUUCAUGUCGGGCGAUCAAGAACCAUGGGUAUUUCGUGGUGGCCUUAUUGCUGAUCUUCAAAGAUUGAUGCCUAUCGACCAAGGAAAUGACCUGUUCAUAUACAAGUUGCCUGAUCUGCCUACAACAGACUAUCAUACUCUGCGUCCCUAUAAUGCUGUCGAUGAAGCCACUGUGAACCGAGUGUGCACACAGGGCUUUCUACAUUUAGUAGCACCCCUUUCGCCCGAGGAAAAAACAAUACCGAUACAGUUUAAUGUGAAAUAUUCUGAUAUAAUAGCGGACUGUAUUAUAGGACCGUUUCUCACUUUGCAGCCGGAAUUCUGCAUUGUAGCCAUAGAUUCGACGAAUACAAUAGUUGGUUACGCUGCUGCCGCUUUGGACUUUAAUGUAUUUUCACGCAAUUUGCAUAUGUGUUGGAUACCGGAGAUGAAAGAGAAGUAUCCGGAGAAUUUGGAAGAGCUUGAAGUGUUCUCCUCAUCCACACUGCACACACAGAGGGCAAUUGAUAUAUUACGCUCAUUCAUCAAGGAAUUUCACACUUAUGAGCCACAGUGUCCACCAGAAGUUAGUGGUUCUUAUCCAGCUGUUAUGACAUCAGCUGUACUGGAGCAAUGUUUAAAUCCGGAUUAUUGUAUUUCGAAACGUCUCAUAACUGUUCUCUUGGCCACGCUAAGGUCGAAUGGGUGCUUUGGAGUUCAUGUACGUUUGCCAGCUAAAGAUGCUGGCCUUGAGAUAAUACAAUACUACGUAAAAUUGGGUUUCACCGAAAUUUAUCGAGAUGGGCAAAAUUUCAUUUACUUUGGAAGACGUUUUUAGCAAUGACAACGAACGUCAUGGACUGGUCCACGAAAUAUAUGAGUAGUUACCUUCAAAAUAUUGGAAUCUCUCUCAUGCUAGUUAUGCUACAUCUCCAUGCAAUAUCCAACUGAAGAUCGCACUUAAAAAAAGCAGCAUUCGCCCCAAGUCCCAAAUCGUAAAGUCAUCAAUGCCUAAAAUGUAAAUUUUUGGUUUUUUUUCUUUAAAGAAACUUACACGCAUUACACGCCCGCCCAAUAUUUUUGUACUCUAGCAGUGUAUAAUUCCCAGUUUUUUUUAAAUAGAAUCACAAAAAUAUAAAAGGUACGCUGCUUAGAAGAAGCGUAUACUUCAAUUUUAA
Messenger RNA from Stomoxys calcitrans (stable fly), 3667 nucleotides. RefSeq names its product protein O-GlcNAcase (gene Oga). The transcript has 9 exons. Gene Ontology annotation, molecular function: beta-N-acetylglucosaminidase activity. Bases 130 to 3327 code for a protein of 1065 amino acids. The record is from RefSeq and is a predicted model, not a curated record. Gene Ontology annotation, biological process: glycoprotein metabolic process. NCBI's taxonomy places the organism in Eukaryota, Metazoa, Arthropoda, Insecta, Diptera, Muscidae.